Lagenorhynchus albirostris (white-beaked dolphin) is the source of this 1363-nucleotide messenger RNA. It is a transcript of the gene MFF, whose product is annotated as mitochondrial fission factor. Gene Ontology annotation, biological process: positive regulation of mitochondrial fission. The record is from RefSeq and is a predicted model, not a curated record. Gene Ontology annotation, cellular component: mitochondrial outer membrane; peroxisome. NCBI's taxonomy places the organism in Eukaryota, Metazoa, Chordata, Mammalia, Artiodactyla, Delphinidae. The transcript has 11 exons. Bases 312 to 1295 code for a protein of 327 amino acids.
AGUUCUCGCGUCUUUUCCCGCCCGCUGCGGGCCUCUCUGGCCGGUGAUUUGCCCAGGCGCCUCCGUGCGCUCGGCCAACGGUCUCUGACAGCGCCCACCCGAGCGCCCCGGGAGCCGGCGGGCGGCGGUCCUCGCCAGGGACCUUCAGCGGGCCCAGGGGGACAAAAGUGGCUCUAAAUCCAGCACAUGCAUAUUGAAGCAAGUUAAAGGAUUUAAUAUGAAGCACAGAAACAGAUAAUGCCAAAAAGCAAGCAGUAGUUGGUACACUUUUAGUGAGUGGGGCAGCAUUUCCUUCUCCCAGUGCUGCUGAGAUGGCGGAAAUUAGUCGAAUUCAAUAUGAAAUGGAAUACACCGAAGGUAUUAGUCAGCGAAUGAGGGUCCCGGAAAAAUUAAAGGUAGCACCACCAAAUGCUGACCUGGAACAAGGAUUCCAAGAAGGAGUUUCAAAUGCUAGUGUGAUUAUGCAGGUUCCAGAGAGAAUUGUUGUAGCAGGAAAUAAUGAAGACAUUCCAUUUUCAAGGCCAGCAGAUCUUGACCUUAUACAGUCAACUUCCUUCAAACCUCUGGCACUAAAAACACCACCUCGUGUACUUACACUAAGUGAAAGACCACUAGAUUUUCUGGAUUUAGAAAAACCUCCUCCAACCCCUCAAAGUGAAGAAAUCCGUGCAGUUGGCAGGCUAAAAAGAGAACGCUCUAUGAGUGAAAAUGCUGUUCGCCAAAAUGGACAGCUGGUCAGGACUGACUCCAUGUGGCACAGAUCAGAUUCUGCUCCAAGAAAUAAAAUUUCAAGGUUCCAGGCACCGAUUUCUGCACCGGAGUACACUGUGACACCAUCGCCACAACAGGUUCGGGUUUGUCCUCCCCGUAUGCUACCUGAAGAUGGAGCUAAUACUUCCUCCGCUCGUGGCAUUUUGUCGCUUAUCCAGUCUUCCACUCGUAGGGCUUGCCAGCAGAUCCUGGAUGUGCUGGAUGAAAGCCGCAGUGUGAGAAGACAAAAUGAAAUACGUUGUGAAAGACCUGUGUUGCGUGGUGGGUCUGCUGCCGCCACCUCUAACCCUCAUCAUGACAACGCCAGGUAUGGCAUUUCACAUAUAGAUACAACGAUUGAAGGAACCUCAGAUGACAUGACUGUUGUAGAUGCAGCUUCAUUAAGACGACAGAUAAUCAAACUAAAUAGACGUCUACAACUUCUGGAAGAGGAGAACAAAGAACGUGCUAAAAGAGAAAUGGUCAUGUAUUCAAUUACUGUAGCAUUCUGGCUGCUUAAUAGCUGGCUCUGGUUUCGCCGCUAGAGGUAACCUCAACUCUCAAAAAUAUUGUCUCAACAGCUGGAAAUAUAAAGAAUUUGCAAACCUCUUUA